This is a messenger RNA of Nilaparvata lugens (brown planthopper), 869 nucleotides long. RefSeq names its product acidic repeat-containing protein-like. Bases 30 to 623 code for a protein of 197 amino acids. The transcript has 5 exons. Lineage: Eukaryota; Metazoa; Arthropoda; Insecta; Hemiptera; Delphacidae. The record is from RefSeq and is a predicted model, not a curated record.
UAGUGCCAGGAAGGCCAAAUCGUCCUCCAAUGGUGGAGUCAUCAUCUGAUGACUCCAGUUCUGAUGACUCCAGUUCUGAUGACUCCAGUUCUGAUGACUCCAGUUCUGAUGACUCCAGUUCUGAUUACUCCAGUUCUGAUGACUCACAAGAAGAAGUCGACGUCUCAAAUGGAAGUCUGUCUGUCACCAUCACUGAAGGGAUGGAUUCAUCUGAUGAUUUGAUGGAUUUAUUUGAUGACUCCAGUACUUCAUCAGAUAACUCACAAGAAGAUGAUGAUGUCGACUUAGAUGAGUCGGAGAUGAGUGAUGAUGAACCAGUUGCUCGUAGUGGAUGGAUGAUGGUUUCUAAAGCGAACAGGGCGGUCACUGGUCAGAACGGGCUGGAUUCUGUUCAAAACAGCGUGGUGACCGGUCGGAACUGGACGGUGACUGCGACAAACAGCAGUGGCAAGAGUAGCCGAAAAGGGGAAGUGCCUGCUCGAAACAGGCCGAAAUCAAUCAACACUCAACCAAAAGUGUUGGAUGAACCAGUUAGCUCACGGACCAGGGCGGCCACCGCCAAAUCACAACAACUAGCUCUAAGCCCAGCUCAAUGUCUGCGCAGGAAACAAGCACAGAAGUAAACGCCUUACUGUUACUAACAGAUGAAAAAUCCAUUUUCUUAUUUCUUCUGUCUUUUUUAUGUAAUAUUUUUUCUUUUUAUGAAAUAUUAAUUUUUCUCUAUUAAUUCUCUGAAAAAUGUAAUUAUACAGACCUACAUCAUAUACAUUUUAUAAUGCAUUAUAAAUGAUUGUAAAAUUCUGAUCAAAAUUUUCCUAGUUAUAUCAUUUUGUAUUUUUGCAUGCAUUAUUAAAAUAAUAUUAAAGCAA